AAUUGAAUCAAACGAGAGCAAAACAUGUGGCGAAGGCGGGUAACCAUGGAAGCCACCAAAAUCACUCCCAUUCGGUAACGUGUCGUCAAGUAUAAGUCCUCAUUCGGACUCACAAUUUCUCCAGUUCCCCCAAACUACGCGUAUUUUUUCUAUUUCCUUCGUCAAACAAAAAGGACAGAGACCCCCAUUUUUCUCCAACUUUCUUAUCGAUGCUUUGCUUCUAAAUUCAACAACAAUGACCCGUCACCACCUUUUUCCCAUACUCUUGCAUGCCCCUUUAGCUCACCACAACUAAUUCCUUUUCAGUUUUCAGAAGAGUUUUUUCGUCUCGGUGAUCGAAUUUUUUUUGAUUUGAUAGAAGAAAUAUGAAGGGCGAGAUUCAAUCAAGGUCUCUGUUUGGAAUUUCUUUGUCUGAUAAACCUGUUUGGAAACAGUUUUUGAUUUGCUCUUCUGGGUUCUUCUUUGGUUAUCUUGUUAAUGGCAUUUGCGAGGAAUAUGUGUAUAAUCGGCUUCAAUUCAGCUACGGCUGGUAUUUCACAUUUGUGCAGGGAUUUGUGUACUUGGUGCUGAUAUAUUUCCAGGGUUUCACCACGAAGCAAAUGGUGAAUCCAUGGAAAACUUAUGUCAAACUCUCUGCUGUUUUAAUGGGUUCUCAUGGUUUAACCAAAGGUUCUUUGGCCUACCUUAAUUAUCCUGCCCAAAUCAUGUUCAAAUCCACCAAGGUUCUGCCAGUGAUGAUUAUGGGUGCUUUCAUUCCUGGCUUGAGAAGAAAAUAUCCGCUUCAUGAAUACGUUUCUGCUUUGCUUUUAGUUGUUGGUCUAAUUCUUUUUACUUUAGCUGAUGCCCAAACUUCUCCAAAUUUUAGCAUUAUUGGUGUUGUGAUGAUUUGUGGUGCUCUGGUUAUGGAUUCUUUGAUGGGGAAUUUACAAGAAGCGAUUUUUACCAUGAAUCCUGAAACAACACAGAUUGAGGUGCUAUUCUGCUCAACAGUAGUUGGAUUACCAAUGUUAAUUCCACCAAUGAUCUUCACAGGAGAGCUGUUUAAGGCUUGGAAUUCUUGUUCUCAACAUCCUUAUGUGUAUGGAGUGCUUAUAUUUGAAGCAUUGGCCACAUUUAUAGGUCAAGUGUCUGUUUUGUCCCUCAUCGCUAUCUUUGGAGCUGCCACUACUGCCAUGAUAACAACGGCUAGAAAGGCGGUGACAUUGAUGCUCUCAUAUAUGAUAUUUACAAAGCCAUUAACCGAGCAGCAUGGAUCAGGGCUGCUGCUCAUUUCUAUGGGAAUCGUACUGAAGAUGUUGCCUGAUAACAAAACGUCUGCCAUUAGAAGGGCACCGAAGCAAGAAAAAUCUCAUUUGAAAUCACAGAAAAAUAAGCAAGAUGAAAUAGAUGAAGAAAAACAAUCUUUAGUGUGAUGAUUAUAAUUCAGUUUUAAGCUGAAAUUUUCUUCUGAUUUUUGAUUUGGUAACUUUCCCCUUUAGUUUUGUUCUUCAGUUCCCCAUUAGAUAACUCAAUGUUAGCCAAAAAGCAGUUUGUGAUGGUAUCUUUGUUAGGAUAUUGACAUUGAAAUUGAAUCAUUUACACAUAAGUUUAACAGAAGCUGUAGACUUUCAAAUGUAUUUUUUUAUUGAUCAUAAAAUAAAAUAAUUACAAUGUAAUUGCAUUU
Messenger RNA from Mercurialis annua (annual mercury), 1663 nucleotides. RefSeq names its product UDP-galactose/UDP-glucose transporter 2-like. Bases 366 to 1412 code for a protein of 348 amino acids. Gene Ontology annotation, cellular component: endoplasmic reticulum membrane; Golgi membrane. Lineage: Eukaryota; Viridiplantae; Streptophyta; Magnoliopsida; Malpighiales; Euphorbiaceae. Gene Ontology annotation, biological process: transmembrane transport. Gene Ontology annotation, molecular function: transmembrane transporter activity. The transcript is spliced from 7 exons. The record is from RefSeq and is a predicted model, not a curated record.